AUGGCUCUCCUCCUCAACCACCUUGUGUCCUUUGUGUCCAGGGACGAGAUGUAUCACAGGGGGAAUGCCGACUUCACUCGUCCAUCCCACGGCCUGAUGGCUGUCAGCCUAUGGACCAUCUCUGCGUCCGUGUCGAUACUGUCGAGCCGGUUCAUCCUAAUAGAACUCAACUAUCAUUUCCCACUUCAUUUGCUCCUGGUGCACCUCUUCGUCUUGUCGGCCAUCCUGGUUAGCCACCGGUUUGCUUCUGCCAUCAAGGCCCGUUACCAAGCACCGAGCUGGUUCCACGCCACCGUCGAGUACACCGGCGAGUCCAACCCCGAUGAGCGUUGGUAUCAUGGGUUCCCAACCGCGCUUUGCGCGGCUGCAGCCCUCCCAUUGCUUAUGCAGGCCAUCCUUCACUGGGUGAACCUUUCCACUUUGGCCCUCAUGCCGGCUUUCGCCUAUCUUUUCUGUGACAUCUGGACCAUGAUCACGACCAAGCACUACUCCCUCUGGAUCAAGUUCCUCGAAGUUAUCCUACAAUCCGCAUGCUGUGCGGUUAUUCUUUAUGAUGAAUACCGCUUGACGCCGCAAGGCAUCUUCUGCACAUUGAUGGCAAUGCUUUUCACAGGCUUAGCGAUGGGAUUCAGUAAAAUGUCCCAUAUGUCGCCCUCGGAUACCUUCUCCCGUCGGAAAUCUCCUUCUCUCAUCACGACAAUCGCCAUCUCAUUUUUUAUCACUUUCGUCUGGUGCGUCAAGAAGGAAGAGACGUUGAUGGCCGCGGAACAUAUUCUCGAUGUUGAUCCCAUGGUCCUUGGCCUUAAUGUCGGUUCUACUGUGGCCGCCGUUCUCUUCGGCAAUUCGUUCAUCGUACCAAUCAGCGUCGAGGACCACUUCUCUCCCGAUGUGAGCAGGAGUCGCGUUUUGAUUGCCCAGGUGUCAGCCUCUUUCGGGUUUACGGCCAUUGUCGGUUUUGCUUCCUCCUACUUGACGAUGAGGUCGUACGCAACCGUAUUACAAGCGGGCGCAUUUUGUCUUGCUGUGGUAUGCAUCAUCAACGCACCUCGACCGGUCGAUAACCAAGAUCGUACCAUGUUUCGGACCUCGUUGUACGACCUGGAGCGCUUUCAGCCCGGUCUGGUAUCCCUGGACUCGGAACCCUUGGACGAUGGCGACAGCAGCCCAGAGCAAGGGUUGCUUGGAGAAGCGCAUUCCACUGACCGCCUUGAUUAUGAACGAUGGAUGAGGAAGUUUGAGACGCCUUCAGUACUCUCGAUCGCUGCGUAUUCCGUAAUAAUUCUCACUUGGAUUGGAUUCCUGGCCUGUAAUUUCGCAGGCGUAUCGAGUUCGGACAUUUCUGAACCGAUUCCUCAGCUCGAUCUCGCUUACGAGCCCGUCCACGGUUUCGACGUCGUCAUCAGCAUGUACAAGGAGCCUAUCGAAUCCGUCACAUCCAUCAUGGAGGGACUGUCGGCUAUCCCGGCCAUUGCCGAGUCUUCGCCGAGGCUGUUUCUUUACACGAAGGACGAGGAUUUGGAGCCUUCCACCAUCGCUGAGCUCGGAAAUGCCACUAAUGCGUUCAAGGUCAUCAAGCUGCCAAACGUCGGUCGCGAGGGCGAGACAUAUCUUGAGCACAUUCUCCUUAACUGGGAUUCCCUUGCAAAGCACACCCUCUUUGUUCAGGCCGACGUUCACAACCCGCGCGAAUUCUUCAACCGUGUCCAGGAUUACUAUUCGCCGAACACGGGCAUGCUCAGCCUCGGCUUCAGCGGCAAAACAUGCGACACGGCCAACUGUGGCGACCGUUGGAGCUGGUACGAGGGCAGCUCUCUGCUGAAUGACGUGUGCAGACGUGUAGAUGGAGAGGAUUGUAAGAACAUCCUCCUCUCGUACAAGGGUCAAUUCAUUACCUCGGCGGCCCGUAUCCGUGCCGUGGAACGCGAACUGUACGAAGACCUAAAGUCAGCGAUGACGGACCCGGAUAGCUGGGCGCACAAAGAGCCGUGGCUCAAUGGCCGACCGGAUUCGCUCAACGCUCCUCGAUUCGGAUACACCAUGGAACGGCUGUGGUCCGUGGUGAUGCAGUGUUCGACGGAGGAGGUUGCUUGGAGGUGCCCAACGCUGCUGAGCCGCACGAGAAGAGGAGGUGAUUUGACUGAUUGUCAAUGUAUGGACCCGAAGAACGAUGCUCGUCUUGGAUUGAAUUCCACUGUUCCGACCUGA
Lasiodiplodia theobromae is the source of this 2205-nucleotide messenger RNA. RefSeq lists its product as uncharacterized. The transcript has 5 exons. The record is from RefSeq and is a predicted model, not a curated record. Bases 1 to 2205 code for a protein of 734 amino acids. NCBI's taxonomy places the organism in Eukaryota, Fungi, Ascomycota, Dothideomycetes, Botryosphaeriales, Botryosphaeriaceae.